Messenger RNA from Penicillium manginii, 2493 nucleotides. Its product is annotated as transcription factor domain-containing protein. Gene Ontology annotation, biological process: DNA-templated transcription; positive regulation of transcription by RNA polymerase II. The coding region runs from base 1 to 2493 and encodes 830 amino acids. The transcript has 5 exons. The record is from RefSeq and is a predicted model, not a curated record. Gene Ontology annotation, molecular function: sequence-specific DNA binding; zinc ion binding. Gene Ontology annotation, cellular component: nucleus. Lineage: Eukaryota; Fungi; Ascomycota; Eurotiomycetes; Eurotiales; Aspergillaceae.
AUGGCAUCUUCCCUUCCCGACAUCUUCGCACCGACCAAUCCCGGGUGUAACAAUGAGAAUGACGAGAUGACACAAUCCGUAAGGCUGAAACGGCGCUCACUGUUCGAGGACGAAGACGAAGAGAACGGGCGCCAGCAACGAAGGAAGUUUGUCGCGUACGUGCUCCAAACCCCAGAGCAGAACAAUUACUCACCCAUCGCAGCUGUCAGAGAUGCCAUGCGCACAAAAUUAAAUGCUCUGGCGACUUACCCUGCAGCAAAUGUCGAGCUGUCGACUGUGCAGAUGAAUGUGCCUAUGCCCCACGCGACCGACAGGUCAAAUUAUCUGGAUCAGAUUUUAGCGGAAAAUCGGCGCUUGAAGGAACAAUCGGUCACUUCGGCCGACGCGGCCGACGUCAACGAGCCUCCACGAGCAGAAAGAGGUCCCUCUCGACCAGCUGACACAGCGGACAACACGAGUAUCCAAAAUCCCAUCAUCGGUGACCGUGCCUGGUUCCACCGCUACGAUCCCACUUCGCCACCUAUCUAUAUCGGCGAAGCAGCAUGUUCGGCUUUCGCCACGCGGUUCCGGCGAUUUCUCACAGGAAAUAAUACCACACCACAUAUUCCCCGAACACAAUGGGAGCGUGAGGAGACAAUUGCAGCGGCCGCCAACGAGACGGACGCCCGUUGGCCGAGCUUACACCAUGCGCGCUUGUUGGUGCGCAUUGCGAUUCAUCAGAUCGGAUAUCUGUAUCACUUGAUGAUGCGCAAAUCUACCCUCGACAGACUGGAGGAGAUCUAUCUAACAGGGGACUUUGAUUGCACCGCGAACAAGUGCAAGUUCUUUGCCCUUUUUGCGUUUGGACAGGCGUAUUCGAUUCGAUCUGAACCAAGCCCUGGCUUGCGAGUUCCUGGAACCGCAUAUUUUGCAAAAGCCAUGAGUUUGGUGCAGGUUCUUCCCGAGAGAACGAGUAUCACACACCUGGAGACUCUAUUGACUCUUUCUUUAUUCUCAUACUACCUCAACCGACGACACUCAGCCUACGUCCUGAUUGGAAAUGCAAUGCGUAUGGGUCUCACAAUAGGGCUGAAUCACAACAUUCCCGAAUCCCAACUCAUCGACCCCGUUGAACGCCAGCACCGCAUCGAAAUAUGGUGGACAAUCUAUAUCUUUGACCGAAUGUGGGGGUCAAAAAUGGGUCUACCAAUGCAAAUCCUCGACGAAGACAUCCACGUCGACAUGCCGAGUCCCAUCACUCCUCGCUGGCGCCACGAAGAAGAGCUCUCAGAUACAGAAUACAUGACCGCGAACAUCCAACUGGCCCGAAUAGUCGGCGAGACAAUCUCAAAGCUCUACAGUCGACGAAAAUACCAAGAAACAUUUCUCCAACGCGUGCAGAAGCUCCUCAAAGCGCUCAAGCAUUGGGUUGACACCCUCCCCGAGAGUCUACGGCUGAACAUGGAAGAUCUCGAGUCGAGCAAGAAACCCAUUGUCUCGCUCCAUAUGGCAUUUAAUCAAUGCGUUAUUCUAACUACCAGGCCAACACUCCUUCACCUCCUCAUCACUCUCCACAAGAAGAAAGAAAAGAACAGCGCCACCGGCACCGCCACCGGCAUAGUACCAAACGGUGUCGCAACUGGUCAAAUUGAAGAACCAACCGUCUCCCAACCAGUUCUCACACUCAGCGAAGCAUGCAUCCACGCUGCAAGACACUCCCACUCAAUGAUCCUAACUCGCUGGAUAAACGGCACAAUGCCGACAUUCGGAUACUUCCACGCCCACUACCUUUUCUCAUCAGCCCUCAUCCUCGCCAUGUCCAGCUUCGUUCCAAUCGGCAAUCCAAACGACAUGAGCUGCUUCGACUCCGCCCUCGACCUCCUACGCUCAAUGUCAGAAAAUGGAAACCUCGCCGCAGCAGAAUUCUACCAUAACCUCGAACAGGUGAAAAUUUGCCUGAGACACAUAUCACGCAACAGCACCGGCAGCGUGGCGGCGGGUAUUGGCAUGAACAGCGGUGUCGGUGUCGGCGUCGGUGUCAGCAUCAACAACGCGGAAAAGAUGCCCACAGAAUCUACCAGCAAUGCCAUUGGAAAUCCAGCAGGGGCAUUCCCUGCCAUACAUUCGCUCUCGCCCUCGCUCUCGCUUACGCAUAUGCAGACUCAUGCUAGUGGAGCUGGCAGUCUCGUGCCCCCACAUCACCAUUCGCAUUCUACGCCCGCCCAGGCAGCGGCAGCAGGGGCAGGUGCAGGUGCAGGCCUAUCGGCAGAAAAUGAACAUUUGCUCGCCGGUUCUGCACUGGCGCCACCCCCGCCGUCAUCCAUGCAUACAACGUCGGAGCCAUAUACGUUCCCGCCGCGUGAAACGAUCAGCGGGUACACGACGCAGAUGGCAUUUUUGGAGCCGACGAUGCAGGAUUUUCUUGCGCAGUCGGAUAUUGAUUUGGGGCUUUUGCAUCCUGUUGAUACUUUUCUUAGUGAGGCGGAGAAUUUGUAUACCUGUCAUGAGCUCUGA